Molecule: messenger RNA, 1311 nt
Organism: Pungitius pungitius (ninespine stickleback)
Lineage: Eukaryota; Metazoa; Chordata; Actinopteri; Perciformes; Gasterosteidae
Gene: paqr4a
Product: progestin and adipoQ receptor family member IVa
Exons: 3
Coding region: 294-1220 (308 amino acids)
Cellular component (GO): membrane
Molecular function (GO): signaling receptor activity
Source: RefSeq, a predicted model, not a curated record
AGGAGGAGGAGGAGGAGGAGGAGGGAGGGAGGAAGGCAAGGAAGGAAGGAACCGCCGGGCAAAGGAAGUUUGCCACUAACAUGCAUCUCAACCUGCUCCUCCCGGCUCUCGCGGCACCCGACACGGACACCCGGCUGUGAAUGACCCGCCCCGCGCUCCCGACAUGUUCGUGGCCGGCCGUGUCUGCCUCCAGCCUCCCCGGUGACACCCGCGCAGGAACCGGCGGUGAAAAGCGACCCGCGGCGAGCUAACAACACCAUAUAGUAUAUAGUCCCCCCCCUUAAACAACACCAAUGGUGUCCCACAAGCUCGUAGCGGCGGUGGUCGUGUUGAACGUGUACGUGGGCGUGCAGUCCGUCUUCUACUUUUUCGGCGGCGUGCUUUUGACGUUCCUGUUGGCCAUGGCGUUUCUAAACGGACCCAGGCUCCUGGACCUGACGAGUUCCCCCCCGCAUCUUCAGUUCAACAAGUACGUCCUGACGGGGUACCGGCCGAUCUCCUCCGUGCACGACUGCAUCAGGAGCCUGUUCUACCUGCACAAUGAACUCGGGAACAUCUACACGCACGGCAUUCCUCUGCUUUGCUUCCUGGUGCUGCUGCCGCUCCACAUCCCCUGGUCUCAGAUCAGCGUCACGUGGCUGGGCGUGGUGCACUUCCUGGCUUGCCUGUCGCCCCAGCUGGGCUCCGUGCUCUACCACCUCUUCAUGAACCACGAGGGAGGGGAGCCCGUCUACCACACCCUCCUCAAGCUGGACGUGUGUGGGAUCUGCAUGAUCAACACUUUGGGAGCGCUGCCCAUCGUCUACAGCACGCUGCUGUGCUACCCGUUCACCCGCACCGCGGCCCUCCUCGUCUACAUCCUGCUGUCCAGCCACGCCAUCUGGUGCGCCGUCACGGCCCGCAGCAGCGUCCGCCGGCUGCGGUCCUUCGCCUGGCAGGCGCUGUUCCGCUUCUCCUUCUUCCUGCUGCGCUGGGUGGGCGUGGGCGGCGGCAGCCCCACCUCGCUGCGCCACUUCCUGACCAUGGACGCGCUGGCCGUGCUGGGCGGGGUCAUCAACAUCACGCGCAUCCCCGAGCGGUUCCGCCCGGGCCUCUUCGACUACUGGUGCAACAGCCACCAGAUCAUGCAUGUGCUGGUGGUGAUCUCCAUCCUCUACCUGCACUGGGGCGUGCUGGACGACCUGCUGUGGAUCGACAGCUACAACUGUCCCUCGGACUGAAAGCCCCGCCCCCUCAAGCCCCCUCAAGCCCCAGAUGCCUCCCACAGAGCGCUGUGCGGGGACCUCUGGAGGGGAAAAAGGGGGGGGGGGG